Messenger RNA from Anopheles moucheti, 2611 nucleotides. RefSeq names its product glycogen [starch] synthase (gene GlyS). Bases 195 to 2279 code for a protein of 694 amino acids. The transcript has 6 exons. Gene Ontology annotation, biological process: glycogen biosynthetic process. Gene Ontology annotation, cellular component: cytoplasm. Gene Ontology annotation, molecular function: alpha-1,4-glucan glucosyltransferase (UDP-glucose donor) activity. Lineage: Eukaryota; Metazoa; Arthropoda; Insecta; Diptera; Culicidae. The record is from RefSeq and is a predicted model, not a curated record.
UCGGACGCAAUCUCGCGGGUCGUGCCACAAGCUCCUAUAAAUCCGUCCCCUACCGGGAGUGUUUGCGCGUGUGAACGUGUACGUUAGUUGAUCCCAGUGUGUGCAUCGGUACUGUGGAUUGAUUACCUCUUCGCCUUGUCGAUUUUGAACAGUACACAUAUAGAUUUCUGCGUUCCGUGACCGUAACCUGCGCCAUGAGUCGUCGAUAUUCGCGCGUCGAGUCCAGCUCGGAUCUGAUGCAGUUCCUGGACCGGGGUCACUCGGCCAAUACGGAAAACCGAUGGACGUUCGAGAUAGCGUGGGAAGUGGCCAACAAAGUUGGAGGUAUAUACACGGUCAUCCGCUCAAAAGCGUUCGUCUCGACCGAGGAGCUGGGCGAUCAGUACUGCCUAAUUGGACCGUACAAGGAAGCGUCCGCGCGCACAGAGGUAGAGGCAUGCGAGUUUCCCAGCAAUGGUCCCUUCUAUCGUGCCGUCACCGCGAUGCGCAACCAAGGCUAUAAGGUGCACUGUGGUCGAUGGUUGGUAGAUGGCAAUCCACAAAUUAUCCUGUUCGACAUCGGUUCCGCGGCAUGGAAAAUGGAUGGCUAUAAACAGGAGCUCUGGGACUCGUCCAAUAUCGGCAUUCCACACCUGGACAUUGAGUGCAACGAUGCGAUCAUUCUGGGAUAUACAGUUGCAUCCUUUAUCGAUGAGUUUAAACGCUGCGCUGAAGUAUAUUCACACGAGAACGAAUACGGACCGCCAAGAAUCGUGGCACACUUUCACGAGUGGCAAGCAGGUGUUGGAUUGAUAGCACUACGAACACGUCAGGUGGACGUAGCAACCGUCUUUACCACACACGCCACCCUGCUCGGACGGUACCUUUGCGCGGGCAAUACCGAUUUCUACAACAAUCUCGACAAAUUCCCGGUGGACGAAGAAGCCGGCAAGCGUCAAAUCUACCACCGGUACUGUCUGGAGCGGGCGGCCUCCCAUCUAUCGCACGUGUUUACCACCGUUUCGGAGAUCACGGGUUACGAGGCGGAACAUCUGCUCAAGCGCAAACCGGAUAUCAUCACACCGAACGGGCUGAACGUGAAAAAGUUCGCGGCCAUUCACGAGUUCCAGAACAUGCACGCGAUGGCGAAGGAGAAGAUACACGAGUUUACGCGAGGUCACUUUUACGGGCACUUUAACUUCAAUAUUGAAAAAACGCUGUACAUGUUCAUAGCGGGCCGGUAUGAGUUUACGAACAAGGGAGCGGACAUUUUCAUCGAGGCGCUGGCCCGCUUGAAUCACAUGCUGAAGUCGAACAACUCGGACGUGACGGUGGUGGCAUUUCUCAUCUUUCCUGCGAAAACUAACAACUUCAACGUGGAGUCAUUGCGGGGCCACGCAGUCACAAAGCAGCUGCGAGACACGAUCAACAGCAUACAACAGGAUAUUGGCAAGCGAAUGUACGAAACGUGUCUGCAGGGUCAGCUACCCGAGGGCACGGAAAUACUGACGAAAGAGGAUAUUGUAAAGAUAAAGCGUUGCCUGUAUGCACUGCAAAGGGAUGGCAAUCCACCCGUCACCACGCAUAACGUAGUGGAUGACUGGAAUGAUCCGGUACUGGACUCGAUCCGUCGGUGUCAUCUCUUCAACACCAAGUACGAUCGUGUGAAGGUCGUGUUCCAUCCUGAGUUUCUCAACUCGACCAAUCCACUGUUCGGGCUUGACUAUGAAGAGUUCGUACGCGGUUGCCAUCUAGGUGUGUUUCCGUCCUACUACGAACCGUGGGGAUAUACACCGGCCGAGUGCACUGUGAUGGGUAUACCGAGCAUUACUACAAAUCUGUCUGGUUUCGGGUGCUUCAUGCACGAACACGUAGCAGAUCCCAAAUCUUACGGUAUCUACAUAGUGGAUCGGCGCCAUGUCGGGUUGGAGGAGAGCGUCCAACAGUUGUCAAAGUAUAUGUUCGAGUUUUCCAAGCUGAACCGCCGCCAACGUAUCAUCCAGCGCAACCGUACGGAGCGGUUGAGUGAUCUACUGGACUGGAGAAAUCUAGGAAUUUAUUACCGCCAAGCUAGAGUAAAAGCACUACAAAGAGUGUAUCCCGAUUAUGUGGACGAGUCGACGGAAUACUUAAAGCGAGCGACAGACUUCACAUAUCCACGACCGAUCAGUGCCCCACCAAGCCCGAGCUCAUCCAGACAUACCACACCGGCCCCUUCCUUGCACGGUUCGGAUGAUGAGCAGGAUUCGGUUGAUUCGGAGGAAGAACUCCAGGAGCUAAAAAUGAACUCGCACCACUAGACCGAACGGAGCGAACACCAGCUAACCAACUGUUCACCUCGGGUUAAGUCCAACAAGAACAGGGCAUAGUGUCCAGAGCGCACCCUACACGAUUGAAGAUGAUAUUUUAUCCGAUGUUAACAUUAUUAUGAUUAUAGCUUUGUCGUAAUGUUGCCAGUUUACCUGUGUCGAUGUCCAGUCCUCGAGUAGCAAUUUCUACAAACGUGUGAACUAGCUAAGUGAGAUUGUGUUCAAACGCGCACACCCUAAACUUUGUUUUAUUUAAAGAUAAAUCAUGGAACUGUGUUGCAAUAUGUUACACUUUUAGCAAUAAAACAAAUCUAGAUUUGGAA